Molecule: messenger RNA, 1627 nt
Organism: Lolium rigidum
Lineage: Eukaryota; Viridiplantae; Streptophyta; Magnoliopsida; Poales; Poaceae
Product: actin-histidine N-methyltransferase
Exons: 5
Coding region: 16-1470 (484 amino acids)
Biological process (GO): peptidyl-lysine monomethylation
Molecular function (GO): protein binding; protein-lysine N-methyltransferase activity
Source: RefSeq, a predicted model, not a curated record
CCUACCUCCGCCGCCAUGGCCGCCGCCGCAGCGGGGGCGGCGCCAACGACGGCGAGGAAGGCCCUCCUCUCCACGACCUCCACCCUCCUCUCGUCCUCACUCGCGCGCAGCCGCCGCAGCCUCUCCUGUUCCGCUGCAUCGGCCGCCGCCCCGCGCAUCUCGCAGCAGCCGCCUGACCUGCUCCGGUGGGUGCAGCGCGAGGGAGGGUUCGUCCACCCAGCUCUCCGCGUGGCCGAUCAUCCCGAACACGGUCUCGGUGUGUCCGCCACCGCGGCCGACGGCGUUAUCCCCCCUGGAGCCGUCCUCAUCGAUCUCCCUGGCCGCAUCCCGCUACGGCUCCGCCGCCCCGCCGAUGCUGCGGACGCAGUACUGAUGCAGCUUGCCGACAAAGUCCCCGAGGAACUGUGGGCAAUGAGACUGGGCUUGAGGUUGCUUCAAGAAAGGACAAAAUCUGAUACGUUUUGGUGGCCAUAUAUUGCGAACCUGCCAGAGACUUUUACGGUACCGAUAUUCUUUCCAGGGGAAGAUAUAAAGAACCUGCAAUAUGCUCCUCUCCUCCACCAGAUCAAUAAAAGGUGCCGCUUCCUUCUUGAGUUUGAGAAAGAGGUAACGCAGAAGCUUGGUAAUGUGCCCUCCGGAGAUCACCCGUUUUGUGGACAAGAUGUGCACUCAUCUUCCCUUGGAUGGGCUAUGUCAGCAGCGUCUUCGCGAGCAUUCCGUCUGCAUGGUGAAAUCCCGAUGUUGUUGCCUCUUGUUGAUAUGUGUAACCAUAGUUUUAGCCCGAAUGCUAGGAUUGUCCAGGUUGGAGAUGUAGACAGCCCUGAUAUGUCUGUUAAGGUUGUUGCUGAGACGCAAAUCGAUAAAAAUGCGGCAGUCACCCUGAACUACGGUUGCUACCCCAAUGAUUUCUAUCUUCUUGAUUAUGGAUUUGUAGUAAAAUCCAAUCCAUAUGAUCAUGUGGAACUGAGCUAUGAUGGAAAUCUUCUUGAUGCUGCUAGCAUGGCAGCAGGAGUGUCUUCCCCCAACUUUUCAACACCAGCUAAGUGGCAACAGGAUAUCUUGUCACAGCUAAAUCUGCAUGGAGAGGGUUCUGUUCUGAAGGUCAGCUUAGGUGGUCCAGACAUAGUUGACGGGCGCUUAUUAGCUGCCCUGCGAGUCCUUCUCGCAGCUGACCCAGAGACUGUGGGCAAGUAUGAUCUGAAAACUUUGAAGUCACUUAGCAGUAGUGCUCCUUUAGGCCCGACCGUUGAGGCCUCAGCGCUCCGAACUGUUCUGGCACUGUGUGCCAUUGCUCUCCAACACUUCCACACCAAGAUAAUGGAGGAUGAGGCUAUCCUAAAAGGCGAACCCCCUCUUACUACUGAGCUGGCAGUCCAGUUUAGAUUGCAGAAGAAGCUGAUGCUGGUCGAUGUAAUGCAGAACCUUAGCCGGAGAAUCAAGAUGCUACCUGCAGAGAAAUCUGCCGUAUAGGAUAUUAAGUUUCGGGAUAACUUUGUCAGGCAACGGUUAUCGCUCUGUACUGGUUAUUAGAGACAACAAUAAAUCCCCAAUUUUGAUCGUUCACCAUUUCCACUUUUUUGGUCCAUGUGUAACGUGUUAUGAGAUCAAGAGAAAUCUUAAAUUAUCA